GCCGGCCGAGGAAGUGACGUCACGAUCGUCCCGGCGACGCCCCCGCCCUGCCCCUCGCGCGCCAUGUGGACGCUCCCCGCCGGCCUCCUCUUCCUGCUCCUCCUGCUCCUGCUCCGCCGCCGCCUCCCUCCGCCCCUGCCGGCCGAGGGGAAGGCGGUGCUGAUCACAGGCUGCGACAAGGGCUUCGGCCAUGCCUUGGCCAGUCAUCUCCAUGCAAAAGGCUUCACUGUCUUUGCUGGCUGUUUGCUCCUGGACCAAGGAGGAGAUGGUGCCCAAGAACUGUGCCGCCUGGGCUCUGGGCGGAUGCACGUCCUCCAGCUGGAUGUGCGCUGCGAACAGCAGGUGGCCCGAGCCCUCCGAUACGUGGAGGUGCAGCUGGAGGACCCUGCCCGAGGUCUGUGGGGCUUGGUGAACAACGCUGGAAUCGCCUCCUUUGGAGACGUGGAAUUCACCAGCAUGGAGAAGUACCAGAGAGUGGCGGACAUCAACUUAUGGGGGACCCUGCGGGUGACAAAGGCUUUUCUGCCCCUGAUCCGCAGGGCCAGAGGUAGGGAAGAGGGUCCAGAGGGGUUGGGGGCCACCGGCCUGUGGGCACAGAGUUCCCCCUGCACCAGCCGGGUGUCCAGCAAGGCUCACCCGAUGCCCUGGCUGGCUCUGUUCUCGUGCAUUCAGACUGCCAACGCAGAGGGGUCAGCAGUUACGCAGAGCACGUGUGCAAGAGUUUGGCUCUCCUGCGUAACACUGGCAUACCAGCAAUGCCUUGUGCAAGAAGGGGGGAGGGAGGCGGCCAGAGGAAAGACCCGCAGGCACAGAGAGAGGAGGAAGCAGGAACGUGCAGCCUUCGCCAGUCCACCAGAGGAGGAGGCCAACCCUGUUCAGGUCUCCCAUUUUGGGAUAAUGAGAUCCAAAAAGUGAGUGAGACACUGAGCAAGCAGCCUCCUCUGGAAGUGGCAUGACUGUGUCCCAGUGGGAAAGGAGGUCUUCAAAGAGCAACACUGGUGGAGCCUCUGGAGAGUUCUGACCAAGGCCAGACCCUGAGCUGGGUGGCCUGAGUGGUUCUCUGCUCCCCUCCCUCCCUCCCGCUCUCUCCCACUGAUGUCUCUCUCUCUCACACACACAUAUCCCCAG
This is a messenger RNA of Notechis scutatus (mainland tiger snake), 1128 nucleotides long. The record is from RefSeq and is a predicted model, not a curated record. NCBI's taxonomy places the organism in Eukaryota, Metazoa, Chordata, Lepidosauria, Squamata, Elapidae.